Ricinus communis (castor bean) is the source of this 1528-nucleotide messenger RNA. RefSeq names its product protein SCO1 homolog 1, mitochondrial. Gene Ontology annotation, biological process: mitochondrial respiratory chain complex IV assembly. The coding region runs from base 315 to 1268 and encodes 317 amino acids. The record is from RefSeq and is a predicted model, not a curated record. NCBI's taxonomy places the organism in Eukaryota, Viridiplantae, Streptophyta, Magnoliopsida, Malpighiales, Euphorbiaceae. The transcript is spliced from 7 exons.
GAAAAAGAUAAAAAAUAAUUAGAUUCUAACAAAAAAUAAAAGUAGUUAAGAAUUAUAUAAAUCAAAUUUAUGAAGUGCCAGAACUCAAUUUGGAAAGCUUGGAAAUGGAAUUGUUUAUUCCGCGAAUAUCAAAUUCCAAAAGGAAAAAUUCAACCAAAAACAAAAUGGGCCAACAGAAUCUCUGAGGUCAAGGCCCAUCUAAACCGAACAAUGUUGACAAAGCUGAAACAAAAAGAAAAAAGCAUAAACAAAAAGUAAAACCCCUUGAUAGGGUUUAAUCUAACACGGAAACCGCAGUGUAAUUAGUUUCAUCAAUGGCGAUUACUGCUUUAACCAGAAAUGCCAAUCUUUUCCGCAACGCCCAUCGCGCAAUCUACUCCCGCAUUCUUGGCCAAUCUCCGCCAUUACCGCCACCGCCAUCUGUGCUUCAGAAUCGAAAACUCUCUCUACUUCCGGUUAUACCUGUAGGUGUAGGAGUCCAUUCCCUCCCUAUUUAUCAAAGAUUUUUAUCCAGUACAACGGCGUCUACUAUUACUUCAGAAUCUUCAUCGGAAUCUGGAAAUGCUGAAUCUGAUGGAACUGAGAACUCUGGUGAUUCACAACAAGGAAAACCUGUGCGCGGCGGGCCUGUUUCAUGGCUGAGUUUUUUGUUCUUGAUGGCUACUGGAAUCGGAAUAGUCUUCUAUUAUGAUAAGGAGAAGAAGCGACAUAUUGAAGAAAUUAACAAAGCUUCUGAGGCUGUAAAAGAAGGACCGUCUGCCGGAAAAGCAGCCAUAGGUGGCCCAUUUAAUCUCAUUAACCAUGACGGAAAGAAUGUAACAGAGAAAGAUUUCAUGGGGAAAUGGACAAUAUUGUAUUUUGGUUUCACUCACUGCCCAGACAUUUGCCCAGAUGAACUGCAAAAGCUAGUUGCCGCAAUUGAUAAAAUAAAGGAGAAGGCCGGGCUUGAAGUUGUGCCUGUUUUCAUCUCAGUCGAUCCUGAGAGGGAUACUGUUGAGCAAGUGCGUGAAUAUGUACAAGAGUUUCAUCCAAAAUUAGUUGGGUUAACUGGCAACCCUGAAGAGAUAAAGAAAGCUGCUCGGGCAUAUCGAGUCUAUUAUAUGAAGACAACAGAGGAAGAUUCAGAUUAUCUGGUUGAUCACUCCAUAGUCAUGUACUUGAUGGGUCCUAACAUGGACUAUGUCAAGUUCUUUGGGAAGAAUAAUGACGUGGAUUCACUCACUGAUGGCGUUAUUAAAGAGAUAAAGCAAUACAAAUCCAAAAAGUAGAAGAAUAUGCUUGGUUUUUAGAGGUGCCUUUUCCUGCUAAAAUGCCUCUUAUAUAUGCUCAACGCUGUGACGUUUCUUCUUGCUGGAAGCAAUUACAAUUUUAUUCCCAUUAUUUAAUAUUUUUCCUGAGAGAUGAAAGUGCUGCUCUGAUAAUCGUUUCCUCGGUGUCCUAAUUUUAGAAAACCUUAACUGAUUUAUUGUGUUUUUCCUCCGACAUCAAUGGAAAGACAGCUGCAGAAGAGAAAAGAUUUACAGGAUAA